Messenger RNA from Spirometra erinaceieuropaei, 2139 nucleotides. NCBI's taxonomy places the organism in Eukaryota, Metazoa, Platyhelminthes, Cestoda, Diphyllobothriidea, Diphyllobothriidae. The record is from the annotation of a GenBank genome assembly.
AUGACCAACAGAGUGGAGCAGGGCUGCGACGUCGCGCCUACCAUCUUCAGCCUCAUGUUCACUGCCAUGUUAAUGAACACCUACCGUGACGCUCGCCGUGGGAUCCGUAGCGCCUACAGGACGGACGCACAACUCCUCAACCACCAACGGAUGCACUUCCAGUCGUGUGUUCCCACAGCUACUAUCCAUGAACUUCUAUUCGCCGACGAUCGCCGUAUCAACACUCUGAAGGGGACAUGCAAAGGAGUAUGUACCUCUUCGCCGCCGACUGCGACAACUUCGGCCUGGUCAUAAACACGGGGGAAACUGUGGUUAUGCAUCAACCGCCACCUGACGCUGCCUAGGUCGCACCCCACAUCAACGUGAAUGGCGCUCAACUGUAAUUUGUGGACAACGCCACCCACCUGGGCCUCACCCUCUCCCGCACAAUCAACAUCGACGAUGAAGUGACUCGCCGAAUUUCGAAAGCCAGUCAAGUCUUCGGCUGGCUGAAGAACACCGUCUGGAACCGUCAUGGCCUCUACUUCAACAACAAGUUGAAGAUGUACAAGGCAAUUUUCCUACUGGCGCUGCUGCACGGAGCAGAGACCUGUACGGUGUACAAGAAGCAGGCGCGGAGACUCAACCACUUCCACCCCAACUGUCUUCGACGGAUACUGAAGUUGAGGUAGCAGGACCAGAUCCAGGACACAGACGUACUGGAACGGACGGGAGCCCUCAGCAUCUACGCCAUGCUGAGACAUCUACAACUGUGCUGGAGCGGCCACCUCGUGCGGAUGGACGACGAGCGUUUACCCAAACUGCUAUUCUUAGGAAAUGUCGCAGCAGGUUCCCGCCGACAGAGUCGUCAAGUCCGGCGUUACAAGGAUACUCUGAAGACCUCCCCGAAGCGUCUGCAGAUCAACCCGGCCAACUGGGAAGACCUCGCCCGGGACCGACCGACCUGGCAAAGAACAGUGAAGACCGGCGUGGCAAUCUACGAAACCACUCGCAUCACCGUCGCCAAAGUCAAACACGAGGCUCGCAAAUCUCAGUUGCACCCACCCCUCAACGCUAACGGUCGACCGCCCUCAACCUGCCUGCGGUGUCAACGGAUGUUCUGGGCACCAGUCAGCCUCAUAAGACGUCUUUGCACCAACUGCAGCACCCGGUCUACACCAGCCGUUGUCCCCCGCCCACACCUGCCUCGUCCUCCACGCCGAUAACUUACAAGGAGUGCUCCAACGAAUCCCCACUACCAUUCUCCUCCUCCUCCUCCUACUCCUCCUCCUCCUCCAUUGCCUCAACAUCCGCUACAGCGGCUGCUGUGCCCAACACCAUUGCACACAAUUCUGACAUACCAAAAAACAUCAACCGUCCCACCGUCAACGUCAGCAAUGAGGACUUAGUCUACAGCUGUCCCCAUUGCGAUUGCAUCUUCACCUCACGCACUGGCCUGGUAGGUCGCUUGCGAUUUCAGUUCAUAGAGACUGGCGAACCAGUGCCCAGUGCACCAACCCACACCCGCCGCAUUCGGCUUCACUGUCCACAUUGCGCUCGCACAUUUAUUCAUCGCCAGUGUCUUUUAGGCCACAUGCACGUCCACGAAAACCCGCGGUAGACAACCACCGGCUGCCUCACACCAUCACACCCUCCCUCACCAGCACCUCACCGCAUAUCAACGUCCCCCAGCACAAGCAUCCAACUGUCACCUCCCACGCAAGUGGGGAGUGUGCGUCUAGGCUCCUUCUCUAUAGGCUCCUCCGCUGAAUGUGUAAUCGGAGUCUGAGACGUAGGCGGUGCGUCGAGCGCCGUGGCUCGGAAGGCAGCCGACUGACGCCCCAACGCAGUCUGCCUAGUCGUGUGGGCUGUUUGUAGUGGCGGACUGGUGGGCUGAGAGGCAGGCUGUUACGGCCCCUUCUCAAGCGAUCUGUGGCACUCUAAUGCAUGUGAGGAGAGUGUGUACUUUAAGGGUAGUGCCUCACAGUUGACGACUGUUUGGUUACUUAACCUCGAAAGGUGACGGCCCAGGCAGGACCACGUGUCACCCGUAUAGGUCAAAAGGUCUGCAAACGUGUGCUACGCCAGUAUCAGCAAACCAUGGCUAUCGCAGCCUGGUAUGCGCUGACAGUUCCCCGACACCUGGUUCCCUGCCACUAG